Molecule: messenger RNA, 192 nt
Organism: Funneliformis caledonium
Lineage: Eukaryota; Fungi; Glomeromycota; Glomeromycetes; Glomerales; Glomeraceae
Source: the annotation of a GenBank genome assembly
AUGGAAGGUCCUCGAUGGAUUUGGGAUGAAAUGGCUGACCAAUGGAUACGUAAUGGGCCCAUAAAGCGUUGUUUACAUGGUGGAAGUGUAGCGGAUUUGUUUGGCAUAACUAAGGAUCAUACUUCAAAUUACUUGUUUGACAUGAAAUUUUAUGAAAACGGAGACUUACAUUCAUAUAUUGAUGAAACUUAA